AGUCACAUUCUAACACGUAUAUUGCUCCGAGAGAGAGCAGGAAUUUUCAUUUUUAUUAUCUGGCUUUUAAAGACGAGAUCUCUUUGUUUCUCGUCGUUUCACUGGAAAAUUCCAUUUCAUUUCCGAUUAUAAAAUAUCGGAACUCUUCCUUCUCUCUCUAGAUCUCUCACUCAGCUCUUGAAGAAGCUUCGGAGGUUUCCCUUCUCUGCUUCAGAUCUCGAAGCGAUUCGAAUCCCUCGCCCAGGGUUCGAAACGCUGCCCCCCUCCUACCCCUUUCUGGUUUCGACGUGUAAAUUCGCGAUUCCAUCGCAUCUCUAGAUCCUAAGCUCUCGAUCUGAGCAACCAUGGCGGCGGCUAACGCUCCGAUCGCCAUGAGGGAAGCCCUUACGCUUCCGAGCGUUGGGAUUAGUCCUCAAUUCAUCACGUUUACGCAUGUCACUAUGGAAUCUGAUAAGUACAUAUGCGUGAGGGAAACUUCCCCGCAGAAUAGUGUUGUUAUAAUCGAUAUGAGUAUGCCAAAUCAGCCUCUGAGGAGGCCUAUUACUGCAGACUCUGCACUGAUGAAUCCUAAUUCUAAAAUCCUUGCAUUGAAAGCUCUAGUCCCGGGGACCAGUCAAGAUCACUUGCAAAUAUUUAACAUUGAGUUGAAAGCUAAAUUGAAGUCGCAUGUAGUGCCUGAGCAGGUUGUAUUUUGGAAAUGGAUUACCCCAAAGUUGUUGGGUCUGGUUACACAGACCUCAGUAUAUCAUUGGUCAAUUGAAGGUGAGACUGAACCUGUGAAGAUGUUCGAAAGAACUGCUAAUCUGGCAAAUAAUCAGAUAAUAAACUAUCGUUGUGACCCUACUGAAAAGUGGUUGGUUUUGAUUGGAAUUGCCCCUGGUGCCCCUGAGAGGCAAAAUUUGGUCAAGGGGAAUAUGCAACUCUUUUCUGUGGAGCAACAGAGAAGUCAAGCUCUGGAAGCUCAUGCUGCUGCUUUUGCACAAUUUAAAGUUCCAGGGAAUGAGAAUCCUUCUACUCUCAUUUCCUUUGCGACAAAGACUUUUAAUGCUGGGCAAAUUACAUCAAAGUUGCAUGUUAUAGAGCUUGGUGCCCAACCAGGGAAACCUUCUUUUACAAAGAAACAAGCAGAUCUUUUCUUUCCUCCAGAUUUUGCAGAUGAUUUCCCUGUUGCAAUGCAGAUAUCACACAAGUAUAGUUUGAUCUACGUCAUCACCAAGCUUGGGCUUCUAUUCGUUUAUGAUUUGGAGACGGCUACUGCAGUUUACAGAAAUAGAAUCAGUCCAGAUCCAAUCUUCUUAACAUCAGAGGCUUCGGCACUAGGUGGAUUUUACGCAAUUAACAGGCGGGGUCAGGUGUUAUUGGCCACUGUUAAUGAACAAACAAUUGUGCCUUUUGUUAGUGGGCAGUUGAACAAUUUGGAGCUUGCUGUCAAUCUGGCAAAAAGAGGAAAUCUUCCCGGUGCUGAGAAUCUGGUUGUCCAGCGAUUCCAAGAACUGUUUGCACAAACGAAGUAUAAAGAAGCUGCUGAACUUGCUGCUGAAUCUCCUCAGGGAAUCCUUCGUACUCCUGAUACAGUUGCCAAAUUUCAGAGUGUUCCUGUACAAAGUGGGCAAACACCACCCCUUUUGCAGUAUUUUGGUACUCUAUUGACCAGGGGAAAGCUUAAUGCUUUUGAGUCAUUGGAGCUAUCACGUCUUGUUGUGAACCAAAACAAGAAGAAUUUGUUGGAAAAUUGGUUAGCAGAAGACAAGUUAGAAUGCAGUGAGGAGCUAGGAGAUCUUGUGAAGACUGUGGACAAUGACCUUGCACUGAAAAUUUAUAUCAAAGCCAGAGCAACUCCAAAAGUUGUUGCAGCCUUUGCUGAGCGAAGAGAGUUUGAUAAGAUUCUAAUUUAUUCAAAGCAGGUUGGGUACACGCCAGACUAUCUGUUUCUUUUGCAAACCAUUCUUCGGACAGAUCCUCAGGGUGCUGUUAAUUUUGCAUUAAUGAUGUCUCAAAUGGAAGGAGGUUGCCCUGUUGAUUACAACACCAUAACAGAUUUAUUUCUUCAGAGGAAUUUAAUUCGUGAGGCUACAGCUUUUCUAUUGGAUGUUUUGAAGACAAAUUUACCAGAACAUGGUUUCCUGCAAACUAAGGUUCUUGAAAUCAAUUUGGUUACUUUCCCAAAUGUAGCUGAUGCAAUUUUGGCCAAUGGAAUGUUUAGCCACUACGAUCGUCCUCGAAUUGCUCAACUUUGUGAAAAGGGUGGUCUUUAUGUUCGAGCUCUACAACAUUACACAGAGUUGCCAGAUAUUAAAAGAGUCAUUGUGAAUACACAUGCUAUUGAGCCACAGUCUCUCGUAGAAUUUUUUGGUACUCUUUCACGAGAAUGGGCAUUGGAGUGUAUGAAGGACCUUUUAUUGGUUAAUUUAAGAGGAAAUCUUCAGAUAAUUGUUCAGGUUGCUAAGGAAUAUUGUGAGCAGUUGGGUGUUGAUGCUUGUAUUAAGCUUUUUGAGCAGUUCAAAUCUUAUGAAGGGCUGUACUUUUUCUUAGGGUCAUAUUUGAGCUCUAGUGAGGAUCCUGAUAUCCACUUCAAGUACAUAGAAGCAGCUGCUAGAACUGGACAAAUCAAAGAAGUAGAACGCGUUACAAGAGAGUCGAAUUUCUAUGACCCUGAAAAAACAAAGAAUUUCUUAAUGGAAGCCAAGCUCCCAGAUGCACGCCCACUGAUUAAUGUUUGUGAUCGUUUUGGAUUUGUCCCUGAUCUCACCCACUAUUUGUACACAAGUAACAUGCUACGGUACAUUGAAGGAUAUGUUCAAAAGGUGAACCCUGGGAAUGCACCAUUGGUUGUGGGUCAAUUGCUAGAUGAUGAAUGUCCAGAAGAUUUUAUCAAAGGUUUGAUUCUUUCUGUACGGUCAUUGCUUCCAGUAGAGCCCCUUGUGGAGGAAUGCGAGAAAAGGAAUCGACUUCGUUUGCUUACUCAAUUCUUGGAGCAUCUUGUGAGUGAGGGAAGCCAAGAUGUGCAUGUCCACAAUGCUCUUGGUAAAAUCAUUAUUGAAAGCAACAACAACCCAGAGCACUUCCUUACCACCAACCCAUACUAUGAUUCUCGUGUUGUGGGUAAAUAUUGUGAGAAACGUGAUCCUACCUUAGCUGUUGUUGCUUAUCGGCGAGGACAGUGUGAUGACGAGCUCAUUAAUGUCACAAAUAAAAAUUCUUUGUUUAAAUUGCAAGCAAGAUAUGUGGUUGAAAGGAUGGAUGGUGAUCUUUGGGAGAAAGUUCUUAACCCUGAAAAUGGCUUCAGAAGACAACUUAUUGAUCAAGUUGUCUCUACAGCUUUGCCUGAAAGCAAGAGCCCAGAGCAGGUUUCUGCAGCUGUUAAGGCUUUCAUGACUGCUGAUCUACCCCAUGAGUUGAUUGAACUUCUCGAGAAGAUUGUGCUUCAAAACUCUGCUUUCAGUGGGAACUUUAAUCUUCAAAACUUACUUAUUUUGACAGCCAUUAAGGCAGAUCCAUCUAGAGUUAUGGAUUACAUCAAUAGGCUGGAUAAUUUCGAUGGACCUGCUGUGGGAGAAGUGGCUGUGGAAGCACAACUCUUUGAAGAAGCAUUUGCAAUUUUCAAGAAGUUUAACUUGAAUGUUCAAGCUGUCAAUGUCUUACUGGAUAACAUUCGAAGCAUUGAACGAGCUGUUGAGUUUGCAUUCCGAGUUGAAGAAGAUGCUGUUUGGAGUCAGGUUGCAAAGGCUCAACUCAGGGAAGGACUAGUGAGUGAUGCAAUUGAGUCAUUUAUUCGUGCUGAUGAUGCGACUCAAUUCCUGGAUGUUAUUCGUGCUGCUGAGGAUGUAAAUGUCUAUGAUGACAUGGUGAGGUACCUUCUGAUGGUGAGGCAAAAGGUGAAAGAGCCAAAGGUGGACGGUGAACUUAUAUAUGCAUACGCAAAGAUUGACAGGCUGGCUGAUAUUGAAGAAUUUAUUCUCAUGCCAAAUGUAGCUAAUCUCCAGAGUGUUGGUGACCGCUUGUAUGAUGAAGCUCUAUACGAGGCAGCAAAAAUAAUAUAUGCUUUUAUAUCUAACUGGGCUAAGUUAGCUGUCACACUUGUUAAGUUAAAACAGUUCCAAGGUGCUGUUGAUGCUGCAAGGAAAGCCAAUAGUGCAAAAACAUGGAAGGAGGUCUGCUUUGCCUGUGUGGAUGCAGAGGAGUUCCGAUUGGCUCAAAUUUGUGGGCUUAACAUUAUUAUUCAGGUUGAUGACUUGGAGGAGGUGAGUGAAUUUUACCAGAACAGAGGAUGCUUCAAUGAACUGAUAUCUCUCAUGGAGAGUGGCUUAGGAUUAGAACGUGCACAUAUGGGCAUCUUUACAGAGUUGGGGGUUCUGUAUGCCAGAUAUCGUCCAGAGAAGCUCAUGGAGCAUAUCAAAUUGUUCUCAACUCGGCUCAAUAUUCCCAAACUUAUCCGAGCUUGUGAUGAACAACAACAUUGGAAAGAACUUACUUAUUUGUAUAUCCAAUAUGAUGAAUUUGAUAAUGCUGCAACAACUAUCAUGAACCAUUCUCCCGAAGCGUGGGACCACAUGCAGUUUAAAGAUGUGGCAGUCAAGGUUGCAAAUGUUGAGCUAUAUUACAAGGCUGUGCACUUCUACUUGCAAGAACACCCAGAUCUUAUUAAUGAUCUUCUCAAUGUGCUUGCACUUCGAGUGGACCAUACACGUGUUGUUGACAUUAUGCGAAAGGCUGGUCAUUUGCGCCUGGUGAAGCCUUACAUGAUUGCAGUCCAGAGCAACAAUGUGUCAGCUGUAAAUGAGGCUUUGAACGAGAUUUAUGUCGAGGAGGAAGACUAUGAUAGAUUGCGUGAAUCCAUUGAUUUGCAUGAUAGCUUUGACCAAAUAGGCCUGGCCCAAAAGAUUGAGAAACACGAGCUUCUUGAAAUGAGACGAGUUGCUGCCUAUAUAUACAAAAAGGCUGGUCGAUGGAAGCAGUCUAUUGCAUUGUCAAAGAAGGACAAUCUUUACAAAGAUGCCAUGGAGACAGCCUCUCAAUCUGGUGACCGUGAACUUGCUGAGGAAUUGCUUGUUUAUUUCAUUGAGCAGGGCAAGAAGGAAUGCUUUGCAUCAUGUCUCUUUGUUUGUUACGAUUUGAUUCGGGCAGAUGUCAUCCUUGAGCUUGCAUGGAUGAACAAUAUGCUUGACUUUGCUUUCCCUUACCUGUUGCAGUUUAUCCGUGAAUACACUGGCAAGGUUGAUGAACUCGUGAAGGACAAAAUUGAAGCUCUUAACGAAAACAAGGCUAAAGAAAAGGAAGAGAAGGACGUUAUUGCACAGCAGAACAUGUAUGCUCAGUUGCUGCCUCUUGCUUUGCCUGCCCCACCUAUGCCGGGAAUGGGAGGACCAGGAAUGGGAGGCUAUGCACCACCUCCUAUGGGGGGAAUGGGAAUGCCUCCAAUGCCACCCUAUGGCAUGCCACCCAUGGGGAGCAGCUAUUGAGAUGUAUCAGGACUACGAGUUGUGAACUCCACUUCAAAAUUGCAUGUUCUAGUUGGUAGGGGCAACAACCUAGGGAGAUACUUUUGAAUUAAAUGUAAUUUGAGGGGGCCUUAUUUGCCCCUUUUUUCUUGGUAUUUCUUUGAUUUCAUGGGUUGAAAAUUGUAGUUUAUAAUAAUUCUUUUUUGUUCGCCAUAGGGGUGUGGAUAUGUUAUUUGCUAUUGUAAUAUUCUUUUGGUAGGAGAGGCAUUUUUUGGCUGUGCUGCUGAUGAGGGCUAGCUUUGAAUUUUCUCCACUCUACUUUUUUUCCGGACCUUUCCUGAUUAUAAUUUGAAACACAACAUAUGCUGAUAUCACGUUGUUGUGCUUUUGUUUCAUCAUUUCGUAUAAUAUAUACGCUGCUUGGUUGCUCUUU
This is a messenger RNA of Cannabis sativa, 5871 nucleotides long. RefSeq names its product clathrin heavy chain 1. Gene Ontology annotation, cellular component: chloroplast; plasma membrane; clathrin coat of coated pit. The coding region runs from base 345 to 5459 and encodes 1704 amino acids. NCBI's taxonomy places the organism in Eukaryota, Viridiplantae, Streptophyta, Magnoliopsida, Rosales, Cannabaceae. The record is from RefSeq and is a predicted model, not a curated record. Gene Ontology annotation, molecular function: structural molecule activity; clathrin light chain binding. The transcript is spliced from 30 exons. Gene Ontology annotation, biological process: intracellular protein transport; receptor-mediated endocytosis.